Molecule: messenger RNA, 1284 nt
Organism: Schizosaccharomyces octosporus yFS286
Lineage: Eukaryota; Fungi; Ascomycota; Schizosaccharomycetes; Schizosaccharomycetales; Schizosaccharomycetaceae
Product: sec14 cytosolic factor family Sec14
Exons: 4
Coding region: 90-950 (286 amino acids)
Source: RefSeq, a predicted model, not a curated record
AACAAACUUCACACUCCUUAACCAUUCAAGAGAUUAACUCCUGAGAGUUCGAAAGUUGCUCAAUAAACAAAACAAAACAAAAUAGAAAAAUGUCGGAAUUGGUUUCUGAUCCAUAUCCUUCCACUAACCCUAAUGACCCUGUGGGUUAUCCUGGACAUUUGACUGCGUCCCAAGAGGAGACAUUGAAUAGCUUUCGUUCGGAACUGAAAAAGAUGGGCUAUACUCUUAGAUUGGACGAUGCUACAUUGUUGCGUUUUCUACGUGCCCGUAAGUUUAAUUUGCAACAAGCAUUGGAAAUGUUCGUUAAAUCCGAGCAAUGGAGGAAGGAAUUUGGAGUUGCUGAUCUUGUCAAAAACUUUCAGUAUGUUGAAAAGCCUCUUGUUUCCAAGUAUUAUCCUCAAUACUACCACAAAACGGAUAUCGAUGGUCGUCCAGUGUAUAUUGAGCAACUUGGCAACGUUGAUUUGAAAAAGCUUUAUCAAAUAACUACCACCGAACGCAUGCUUCAAAACCUUGUUUAUGAAUAUGAAAUGUUGGCUCUUAAGCGUUUUCCCGCUUGCUCCCGUAAAUACAAUGGCCUUAUCGAAACUUCCUGUACCAUUAUGGAUUUGAAAGGUGUUGGUAUCACUAGUAUUCAUUCUGUAUAUAGUUAUAUCCGCCAAGCCUCCAGUAUUAGUCAGGAUUACUAUCCGGAAAGAAUGGGUAAAUUUUACCUCAUCAAUGCUCCAUGGGGAUUUUCAUCCGCUUUUAAUUUGAUCAAAGGUUACCUUGAUGAAAAUACUGUGAAAAAGAUUCAUGUUUUAGGUUCGAAUUAUAAGAGUGCCUUAUUAGAGCAAAUUCCAGCAGAACACCUUCCCGCUAGUUUAGGAGGAACCUGCCAUUGCCCUGGAGGUUGUGAAUUAUCUGAUGCUGGACCAUGGCAUGAAGAACAAUGGAUGAGUAAAGAAUAGUUUAUAAUAUGAUAAAUGAUUAACGGAUGACUCACAUCCUAUUCUACAAUGAAUAAUUUGUAGGCUGAACUAUCAACAGAUAAAAGUGCUUUGUAUGGCGUCUGUGUUUCUUGCAUCCGAGAUGAGUACCAUAUAUUUUACCUAUUAUCGUAUUAAUUAUACGGGUUUGCUUGGUACUUGUUUCUACAAUUUUUCAAUUUUAUUUUGUUUUUAGUUAGCUCAUGGAUUACUUGUCUCUUCUAUUUAAUGGUCACAAUCUUACAAACGGACCUGGUACAUCAUUUUCAUGACACUUACAAGUUUUUAUAGUUUAAUAAAUCGAACAAAACUAGAA